UGUUCGCGUACCAGUGUUACAAAAGCUUUGCAUGUAGACGGGCUUUAGCCUACACUAGCAACAGCUGAACGCUGCCGUCAUCUGUGGAUUCUCAACGUUCAAUAGCGUGCGGAUUGACUGAAAAUGUUGGGACUACAACGUUUUGCCGGCAGUUUUGUCACCCAGUUGUACCGCCGUGCAGCCUACAGCAGCAGUGUCAGGGCAGCGGGCAUUCCCCUGGCCCCCACUGGAGGUCCGUCGGAUGCAGUGGAGCCGGAAGCACGCACGCCGGCUGCGGAGGCAACGGCAAAAAAGCCCAGAGGCAACAUGGUAGCUGCAGCUUUCGAAUCCCUCAAAAACGACAGUCCCAGAGAUGACAUCAAGAACCAAGCCUCCAGCAAGAUCGAUGAGCGAAUCAUCAAUGCCAAGACAGUCAAUGGACUGCUGACCAUCACGGAGAACAACAAUGCGUUCUCGAGGAAGCAUGCCCUCAGAAUUGUCUCCAUCCUGGCAGAGUGGAGCUCCAUGGAUCGAGUGAAGAUUUCGGAGUUUGAGAACGACACAAGAUUCCUGCGUAUUUGCCGGAUGUUGGGCAGGACGGUUCCCAAAAGUAAUGGUGCUAACAAGGGCCUUGGCGAGAAUGGGACUGGCAAGCGGAUUUCCGGCUUCCGGACAGAUGACCUAAACACGGUGCUUGGAGUAGCUGGUGAUGAUGAGGCCGCUAAGCUAAUAGCUAGCAUCAGUCUGCCCCAGAUGGUCAAGGUGAUGAGCACCCUGGCCCAGCGGAAGAGGCGUAGUACUCCUCUCCUGCGCUCCCUGGCUUUUAAUAUCAGCAGCGCGUCGGAAUCGCUGGAUCUGAAGCAAGCGGCUGAUGUGCUGUACGCUAUGUCCACACUGAAUUUCCAGGAUUCCGUUCUAGGAGCCAAAGUGUGUGCGGAUGUACAAUCAGCGCUGCCUAAGAAUGUGGAUAAAUCAGCCGUUGUGGGAUCCAUAAUCACCAGCCUGGGCAUUUUGCGAUACCGAGAUUUGGAUAUCUUGGAAUCACUGACGCAGUGGCUUGUAAAGAAUAGUGAAAUCUGUCGUCCCCAAGAUCUCAGUGCCUAUUUCCUUACCUCGGCCCUGCUAAACUUUAAAAGCGCUCAACUGGAGGAAGUGAGCAAAAAGCUGGUAAAAUCCAUUGUCCGUGAGGAUUUUACCAAGCAAUCCGAGUGGUUGAGCUUUGUGUGGUCUUUAACAAUGCUGGGUCUUGUAGAACACAGCCACUUGGCUUCCGUUUUAAGUGCGGACUUCCUAGAAACAUUGAAAAAGGAUAAAGCUGGAGUCACAGCGACCUCCAAAAUGAGGCUACUCAAUUUGAAUAGCUAUGCCCAGUUAAUAGCCACAGACUACAAGGGUCCUCUAUUGUCCACUGACAGUCCCGUCUAUCAGGUGCCCAUGGCGCAUCCUAAAGGAAAACAAGUGCUGGUAAAUGGAAUGCUAGAUGCACUGAAGAGUCUGCUGCCGGCCAGCAAUCAUUUACAAACCGCGGUGGACACUAAAAUGGGCUUCCUUAUAGAUGCGCUGUGCCAUUUUGAUGCUAACAAAAACCCUCUGCCUUUGGACAAGGAAAAUCAGAAUGCUAUUAGGGUGGCUCUGAUGGUCAUAGAUUUCCAUGACAUUUGCCACGGAACGCAUCGCUGUGCCAGCGGCGUUACGAAUCUGACAUUUGACCUGCUAGAGAAGAGUGGUUACCACGUUAUUCCCGUGUCCUAUAAUGAGUUCAGCACCAGUGACAAAUUACUGAAACGUGUUCAGUAUUUGGAGUCAAAGUUCAAGGCGAUUGCAAGUAGCAAAUAAUUGCAGUUAUAGUUUAUUUAAUUUUUCUUGUAAUGAUUGAUCAAUAUUUGAAUGGUUUAAAUUUUGUAAAUGUUAAAUUAGGCUCUGAAUUACAAGCUAAACCCAAA
Molecule: messenger RNA, 1922 nt
Organism: Drosophila teissieri
Lineage: Eukaryota; Metazoa; Arthropoda; Insecta; Diptera; Drosophilidae
Product: FAST kinase domain-containing protein 4
Exons: 7
Coding region: 124-1815 (563 amino acids)
Biological process (GO): mitochondrial RNA processing; regulation of mitochondrial mRNA stability
Cellular component (GO): ribonucleoprotein granule; mitochondrial matrix
Molecular function (GO): RNA binding
Source: RefSeq, a predicted model, not a curated record